GACAGAGGGGAAGAGAGACAGACAAGCAGGGAGUGGAUCCCUUUGGAAAACACACACACACACACACACACACACACACACACAUACACACUCAUAUUACCAUGUGUGUGACCUGGGACUAAAACUCACCAUCUGAAAGAAAUAUCCUUUCUGAGAGCAAAAAAAGGAAGAGGAGACAAUAUGCUGAGCAACCUUUUCUCCAUGAUGAGGCUCUUCACAGAGAGCAACUUCCAGUCAUCGGCCAUGUUUGAUGUUACCGAGACAACAACGGACGUAGAGGGUGUGAGUUCAGAGAGCACUUUGGGGUCCUCCGUCACAGCCUGCAAGAAGGUGCUGUGCAGUAACAGUCUGCUGGACUCCACGGAGUACUGGCUGAAGAACGAUAAGCCGCUGUGCCGCCUCGGCCUGCUGGAGCAGCGCAGUGACCGCUCCUGCACCACGGUGUGCUUUGUCAACCUUGAUCGUCAUAACGCCGAUCGCCACGAUGACAGCUGUAUCAAGAAGUUGGCGUCUGUCUCUCCUGAGUUGCCGAGGCUGAUAGAGUCUCUGGGAGUGCGGCAGCCCAAAGAAAAUGAGAUCCUGCUGCUGAGCGGACUGCAGCCCCCUGAACCCUGUCCUCCUGAACACGCCCAAGCACAGAGUCAUCGGGCAGCAGAUGUGUGUUUGGUCCAGUGUGCGAGAGGGCGUCGCCCGACCCAGCCGGGCAGCAUCAUCUUCGAGAUAAACAAGUUUCUGAUUGGCCUGCAGUCCGGCCAGGAGAGGCACCGCCUCAGCCGAUUGGCCAACCAGCGUGUCACCGAUGAUGACACCAACCGCUCUGUGUCCUCCAUUGAGGAAGACUUCCUCACAGCCUCGGAGCACCUGGGAGAGGACAGUGAGGAGGACCCCUUCAGAAACGGCCUCUCUUCCCGAUCGCUCCUUCUUUCCUUUCCAAUUCCGUUUUAUUUUAUACACCACUCUGUUCUCCCUCUUCCUUUAAUGUUUUCUUCCCUCUUUUCCUUUAAUGUUUUCUUCCCUCUUUUCCUUUUUUCUGCAGAAGCAGAUGGAGUGGAUGUGGGAGAGGUGGCGGCGGAGCUGCUGAGAAGGAGUCGCCUUCCACCGCGUCAGCGCAGGGGUGUAGCCGGGACCCCCUCCCUUGACCAGAACGACAGCGAGGACUCCGAAUCCACCCUGCGGUCCUCGCCCGCCUCCGUCUCCCAGAAUCCUCGCGAGUCGGCCGGCCGCUACGCCACCAAUCUGGCCGAGACGGUGCUGCAGGACGCCUUCAUCCGUCUCUCACAGGACGAGGCGCCCUUCUCCCCCGCCGCAGCCCUCAGCCUGCCUUCAUCCUCCUCUUCCUCGUCCUCCUUCCAGCUCCCCAAAAUCGUCAUUGUCCAGAGCCCCGACUGCGCCGAGGACGCCACCGGUGACUGGCCCGAUCAUGGGCCAGACAUAGCCGCACCACAUGCCGCCGGCGAGCGACACCGACCAGCCACACAGCGCAAGCCACAUCAGCAACGGCACCAUCAUCAUCCUCAUCCACCGCACUCCAAGCAUCAGCACCAGAAGCUCAAUCAGGAGGCCCAGCAGCAGCAGCAGCAGCAGCAGCAGCAUGCAGCCUCCAAACCCCUGGAGGUGGCGCUGGCGUGUGCCGCCAGUGUGAUUGGCACCAUCUCCACUCCGCAGGUGGCACAGCAUCUGGCCAUGGACCCUGCCGCACGCACAGCGAUGGACGCCGAUGAGGAUGACGGACCGGUGGAGGAAGAGGAAGAGGAGGAGGAUGAAGAGGAAGGGUGUGACACGGAGGAGGGUGAGUUCUCCCUCACCUCGGCCAUGUGCGGGAUGGCGCAAGUGGCUGGAGCCGUGGCCGCCGUGGAUCUGCCCUUUGACCCCGUGGAGCCGGACGAUGGUGGCGGGCGCUACUCGCCGUCUCUCGGGCUGCUCUCGGCGGCGCAGGCCAGCGCGGCCGUGCCGCUCCACGCCAGCCUGGCCGAGGGCACCAGCGUGGAGGCGUCGCGUGCCAGUCUGGCACGGGCACUGCUAAGCGAGGCCACCAGCCUGCUGGCACGACCCCGGCCCCAACGGCAGCAGCUGCGGCAAUGGCAGCCUCGCAGCGUGGCACAGCUACUGGAGAGCACACAGCGCCGCCUGCUGGCCGGGGUGACCGGCACCGAGCGCAGGGUCAGGGACGAAGGACCGGACGAGGAGGAGGGGGGCCGAGAGGAGGUCGAAGAGGAGGAGUAUGCUGAGGAGGAGGUAGAGGGGAGGAGGAGGAGGAGGAGGAGGACGGAAGAGGAGGAUGAGUUUGUGAGAGACGUGGCGGAGAGUGUGCUGGCGCACGCGCUGGAGAAGGCGGCCAAGCGGCGUGAGCUCGAUGGCCGGCAGAAGGACGCGGGCGGCGCCGGCGACUGGGAGGGGCAGCUGCGCGACACCACCGAAGGCGUCCUGUUCGCUGUGCUCCGGCUGACCGCCCGGCGUCUCGGACGUGUGUCGCGCCACGCAGCCAAGAAGAGCCACCGAGACCGCAACCACGAUGGCAGCUGGGUCCGCAGAGAAGGGGAAGGAGGAAGGCUCUUGCAGGCCCUAGAGAGGGGAGGAGGAAGAGGAGGGGGAGUCUUGGGGACGGUAGGAGCUCCCGGGUCACACAACGGGUCACCUCAGCGCGUCCGCAAACCCAGCGGAGACGGCGAGCAUGCCCUGACCUCAGCGUUUUCCAUGGAGCAGGAGAGCGGUGGUGGAGGGGUAGACAGAGGCCAGGGGAAGCGAGAAAGAGAGCGCAGCAUGGAGGCCAAGCUGCCGUCGCUGGACAGCUCGCCGCGUCACGACCCGCGUCUCAGGGCCAGGGGUUACGAGGUCAAGCCCUACGCCCUGAGCCCGCAGCACUCGCUGGGCGACACGCGCACGCCCGUCACCUGCUUCGCCGAGGAUCUGGCUGCCACAGUGGUCUCCAUGGCUACGGAGCUGGCCGCCAUCUGCCUGGAGAACUCGAGCGGCAAGCAGCCGUGGUUCUGCGCGCUUAAAGGCUCGGGGGCUCUGGGCGGCAUGAUGACCGCAGGGGCCGGGCUGGACGCGGGGUCGUACUUACUGCCCACCUGCCGUUCGGCUGCCGGUGGUGGAGGAGGAGGAGGAGGAGGGGGGCUCCGUAAGAAGCACCGUCCACCGAGGCUGAGCGAGAUCAAGCGGAAGACGGAGGAGCAGCCUGAGCUCAUGGAGCGGCUGGUUAACCGCGUGGUGGACGAGACUGUCAACCUGGACAUGGAGCCUGUCGGAACCAGCACCAACGGCCAUCACCACAGCAACCAUGUCAACAACACCAACGGCAUCAGUGACCCCUUCGCCCUGUUCGCCUCUGAGGUGACCGCGCGCAUCCUCAACUGCCCCGAGCUGAGCGUGGUGGACACCUCGUCCUCAAUGUCCAGGCAGCAGCAGGGACCUGCGUCCACCUCGGCCACCUCAUCCCCCUGCCCAACGUCCCCGCGCGGGCGCCUGCAGUGCGAGCGCUGGAGCUCCCGGGGGAAGGCGGCCAGCUGCGAGAGCAUCCCCGAGGAAGAGCCCUCGGGCUUGGGCGGGGGCCGCGGCGGUCCCGGGGGCCGGACCCUGGGGCCCGGCAGCCGACUGGGGCCCGACCUCAGCCGCUCGGUGUCCAAGCAGUCGAGCUGCGAGAGCAUCACCGACGAGUUCUCCCGCUUCAUGGUGGGCCAGAUGGAGGCGGAGGGCCGUGGCUUCGACCUGCUGCUGGACUACUACGCCGGCAACAGCGCCAGUGCCAUCCUGCAGGCAGCCGUGCAGCAGGCCGCCACCGGGGGGCGCCGUAAUAACAACAACAACAGCAGCAGCAACGGGGGCAGCAGCGCACACCUGAGCCUGCGCUCGUCCUCCUGUUGCCUGUCCAAGCAGUCCAGCACGGAGAGCAUCACCGAGGAGUUCUACCGCUACAUGAUCCGCAACAUGGACAGGGACGGCCGACCCGAGCUGCUGCACUUCGGCGGCGGCUACGUGAGUGGACUGAGCCGGGCCAAAGAAUGGAGCAACAACCUGCUGCCGCCCUCCCCGUCGGCCCGGAAUCCGUUCUGCAUCCGCCAGUCGUCGGUGCCCGACCGGCGGUCAUCGGACUCGCGACUGACCGUCACGGCGCCCAUCAAGGCGAACUCGUUCGACGGGUUCGCCCGGGGGUCGCGCGGCAGCACCGGUGGAGGGGUCGGGGAGACUGGUGGGCUGAGCGUGCGCUCGGCCGAGAGAGCCUCAGCUGCCGGACUCUGCAAGUCGGACUCGUGCCUCUACCGUCUGGGCCAGACGGACCGCGCCACCGACAUGCUUAUCCACGACACGUGGUCCAGCUCCAUCGAGGCGCUCAUGCGCAAGAACAAGAUCAUCAGCGACGCAGCCAACGACUCCUGCGACGCCAUGGAAACGACAACGACAACAGCAGCAAGCACAGCAGCGCAGCCUGGGGUGUGCAACUUUGCUAGCCGCCUGGCUGCGGACAUCGUGGAGGGAGGGAGGUCCGCGGCACUAGGCGCAGGCGGCCCGUUGACCACUCAGCAGCAGCCGCAGGAAGCGGUCACCAUUCAAAAGCAGCCGUUUACGGUCGGGGAGAGGCGGCGGGGCUUCAAGCAGUCGCGCCCAGCGGGGGGGCGGAGCCAGUCGAGUCUGGAACAGCAGGAGAGCAUGGAGGCGGGGCCACAGGGCCACAGGGGCGGGGCCCGAGAGGUGCCACUCAUCCACAUCGAGCCGGACCAGAGAGAGGAGUCCAGGGAGGGUCCAGCGGAGAGGAGCGCCCAGCCAGGCAGUGGGGAGCAGAGAGGGAGAGAGAGGACGCUAGUGAGCAGAACCAGCGACAGGGACAAGCCGAUCGCGGCGUGGCCGCCACUGCCGACGCCGGGCGAAAGCGAGCCGCCACAGCACCGAUCUCUCAGUAACAACAGCAGCGAGGACAGCGGCUCAGGCAGCUGGGCGCAGGUCGUCGCCCCCGACGACGACCCUCAGGAGGAGAGCAGUAUCUUUAUCCACCUGAGCGAGGGGAAUGGGAACAGCAGCACAUCUAGCCUGGGACAGGUAGACUUGGAGGGCUUCCAGGAACCAUCUCAAAGAAUUAGCGACGAGUCUGAGAAGAAAGAUGCUUUGAAGGAGAGUCUUGAAGAGAGCCCCUCAAGUUCCUGUGCGGGUGGAGGCAGUGCCCGGGAGCUCCUGGUGUUGAACUUUGACCUGGAAGCAGACAGUGUGGACGUGGAGCUGCGCGCCACACUCCAGUGGUUGGCCGCAUCAGAGCUGGGUGCUCCCGCUCUGCACUUCAGGAAGUCCCAGCAGCGCAACAUCCACAAGUUCCAGCGCGUGGUGCAGCUGGUGAGCCACCGGUCGUGGCGUGUGGGUGACCUGUUUGGGGCGGUGGUGCAGUACUGCCAGCUGCUGGAGGGCCAGCAAGACACAGCGCCCCCUGCUGGUCUCUUCGACUGGCUGCUGGAGAUGCGCUAGAGCGUCAGGCCUCUUCUCCUCUCCCCAGCAUCUAUGGACCUGUUACAAACCUCACACACUCAUCCCCAGCCACCACACACACACACACACACACACACACACACACACACACACACUUUCCACACUACAGAUCAUUCCAUUCAACUCUGAUCUAGCAUCCUUAACAUUCCACACUGUCUUAAAUCACCAUUUCAUCCAUAAAAUCAGCCCAUUUUGCCAAACAACUGCACCAGACAUUCCACAAACACUUCACCUCACUCCACAAACCUGAACUCUCAUUCCUGAACCCCUAUUCUCCUGACCAGCAAGUCCCUCUAGGACUGGCCACUGGAGCUAAAGGCAAAUGUGUGGUUAAUGAGGCUCGUCCCACUGGUGUUGAGAAAUGGAUGUUUUAUCCAGCAGGUUGCCCGGGUAACACACCUAUUGAGCACCAGUCAACAUGGCCACCACUGUAUGUAUGUACAGUAUGCUAUAAGUGCUGAGACGCCAUAAGUUCCUGACUGAACAAACCUCACCUUGGAGUGCCAUAAAACACAUGGCAUUCUGGGAAACAGGAAUUGUUGAACUGCCUGGAUUACUUCAGGGCACACUUGCCCCAUUUCCUGUGUCCUCCAUGUCUGGACCGAGUUGAUAGGAGAACGUUGUCCCUUUAAGAAAAAAAGGGGGGGAAAAACUACCUAAAGCUCUCCAUCUUAACAUGCACAGGGGGACCAAUCAGAGAGCAGCCUGCCUUGAGGAUGACACAGGAGGCUUCACCAUGGAAACGGCCUCGCCACCAACCUCUGGCAUGCGCAUGUCAUCAACGCCGCUUCCUCUAGGAGUAUUUCCUGUUCUUUGUGUUAAGCUUUCCAUUCGGGACCCAUUGGGACUGUGGAGUGACCAGCAUAACACCAGCCAGAUGUUCUGUUGUGGAGGGGGUCCAGGAAGUAUUUGAUCCAGAGGUGUAGACUUAUGCCGCAUUCCAGACAACUGGGAGGUCCAACUUUUCUGACCUCCUAGAAGGAGAAUUACAUUGGAACGCCAGUCGAAGUGGGAGGUCGUACUCGCCAGGUCUGGGCAAAUCAGUGUUCCCCCGACUUUGUUGAGAUGCAGUAAUCUGACGUCACACAACGAUGUCCGCGUGUAAGCGUUUACAAAGAGAUUAUUGAAACGGGAAAAAGAAGGCUGUGUUCACAGUAUCGUGGGGUCUGUUACCUCGUUCGUCGUUUUUCCGUCUCCGAUUGGUUUAUAUAAGCAAGGAGGCUGGACUGAUGACAGUCAAAUUGCCUUUUCAAUAAUAAAACAAAUGUCAACUUCUCACGGUCAGCCAUGUUCUUUGUUUACCUCCGACGCUUUGAGGUCGGACCUCGUGAGCUCCAAGUUGGACACAUCGGACCUCCCAGCUGUCUGGAAUGCGGCAUUAUUAGGGUAUAUAGACUCUCUUUUCCCUGCUGUUUCCCUGCCUCAUUCCUUCUCAUAAUUCUUCAACUUAAUGUGCACAGCCCCCCUCCCCAAUACCACACACCCCAAACCCAACCCCUAUCCUCACACCUUUACUUAGUUGAUGUUUACAUUAGCCAAGACGUUGUUCUUCCCUCGUGCUGUUCCUGUUUUAUUUUGUUUUCCUCCUCUUUUGUUUUGUUGUUUUCGGAUUGUGUUGCACUGGCCUGUGAUGGAGUGAAGUGUGAGCUGAGAUGCUUUUAUUUUAUGAUAGCUGUACAUAGUGUAGAGUCAGCGCUACAGCCACACCUUUCUCCCCCAGGCUCAGACCUUUUUCAGACCCACAGACAGAGAGACAGACAGACAGACAAACAGUAGAGAUCUGUUGUUGAUACAGACAGACAGACAGACAGACAAAGAUUGACAGACAGUAGAGAUCUGUUGUUCAGACAGACAGACACGCAGUUGCCUGUAGAGAUUUAUUGUCGCGACAGAGAGACAGACAGGCGGCUGAAAAGAUCUGUUGUUCAGACAGACAGGUAGAAAGACACGCUGAGAGAGACACACGGGACAUAUGGAGUAGUGGAGCGUCUUCAAUGUUAAUUUGUACGUGGCUCGGUUUUUGUGAAGUUUUCACACUGAGUAGUCGUGACGUUUGUGUUGUAUAUCAGCAAACAAAGCACACAAACAUACACACAUGCACACACACACACAAGCACACAGAUGCCCAAACUGUUACUGUAUUGAAUGUAUUUAUCUUUCUAGAUCAAUAAAAUGGACUUACACAACUGUUCAAAA
Messenger RNA from Alosa alosa (allis shad), 7668 nucleotides. Its product is annotated as SPHK1 interactor, AKAP domain containing. The record is from RefSeq and is a predicted model, not a curated record. Gene Ontology annotation, cellular component: cytoplasm. Gene Ontology annotation, molecular function: protein kinase A binding. NCBI's taxonomy places the organism in Eukaryota, Metazoa, Chordata, Actinopteri, Clupeiformes, Clupeidae.